Messenger RNA from Apaloderma vittatum (bar-tailed trogon), 1333 nucleotides. RefSeq names its product reticulocalbin 2, EF-hand calcium binding domain (gene RCN2). Lineage: Eukaryota; Metazoa; Chordata; Aves; Trogoniformes; Trogonidae. Gene Ontology annotation, cellular component: endoplasmic reticulum. The transcript is spliced from 5 exons. Gene Ontology annotation, molecular function: calcium ion binding. The annotation marks the transcript as partial. The record is from RefSeq and is a predicted model, not a curated record.
AUGAGCUGAGUUCCUGGAUACAGCAGUCUUUUAAACAUUACGUGACACAAGAGGCUAAGCAACACUUCAAUGACUAUGACAAAGAUGGCGAUGGAUUAGUGUCUUGGAAGGAGUAUAAUAUGCAAAUGUAUGAUCGUGUAAUUGAUUUUGAUGAGAACACUGUCCUAGAGGAUCAAGAAGAAGAAUCAUUUCGACAGGAGAAAAAGCGUUUUGAAAAAGCUAAUAGAGACGAUGUUCCUGAUCUAAAUGUGGAUGAAUUUGUUGCUUUUGAACAUCCUGAGGAAGUGGACUAUAUGACGGACUUUGUCAUUCAGGAGGCUUUAGAAGAACAUGAUAAAGAUGGCGAUGGAUUUGUUAGCCUGGAAGAAUUCCUUGGUGAUUACAGAAGAGACCCAACUGCAAGGGAAGAUCCAGAAUGGAUACUUGUUGAGAAGGAUCGGUUUGUGAAUGACUACGACAAGGAUAAUGAUGGAAAACUGGACCCUCAAGAGCUGUUGUCUUGGAUAGUACCUAAUAAUCAGGGUAUUGCACAAGAGGAGGCUCUUCACCUUAUUGAAGAAAUGGAUUUGAAUGAUGAUAAAAAGCUGUCUGAAGCAGAAAUUCUUAAGAACCAGGAUUUGUUUCUUAACAGUGAAGCAACGGAUUAUGGUAGGCAGCUUCAUGACGAACGUUUCUACCAUGAAGAACUCUAGAUUAUUUAUUUUGUAAUCUGUUUUCCUUCUCUUUCUUUCAUUCGGAGCUUUUGUUAAAAGCACUCAUCAGCUAUGUUGCAAGUUUUAUGCUGCAAUUACAGUAUACUAACAUUUGUGUAAAUAAUUUGCAUUCAGAAUUUAAUUGCCCUCCUGCAGACCACCUUGGGCCUUUUCUUGCCUUCAAAAAUAAUCUUAAAUCCUUACUUCCAAAGCUAUAUAGCACUGGGAAAUAAAUUCCUUCAGGGGUGGUACUGUACUGUGAGGAGUCGUACUGCACUUGAGGAAAACGGAGAAUCUGACUGAUUCUCAACAGAAUGCAAACCACAGUAACUGAGAGACUCCUUUCUUUUCUAAUUAGUUUCGUUAGAGCAGGGAGUGGGGAAGGUGGGGGCAUGUUUAGUCAGUAUUAACUGUGUUUUAUUUAAUACGUUUGGAUAAACAGUUAGAUUAAUGCCUCAAUUGUUUAAGAGGUUUCUACUUAAAUGGCUUCUACACUGUGUUUUACUGUAUCAUAAAACUUGCUAUUUUUACAUCUGUAGACAAUAAUUGUUUUUAAUGUACAAUUCUACACUAUUAGCAAUACAAUGGUAUUUUACAGUGUUAAGACCCUUUUCAUUUGUUGGAUUAAAACUUAAAAUAUU